Messenger RNA from Dictyostelium purpureum, 216 nucleotides. RefSeq lists its product as uncharacterized. Bases 1 to 216 code for a protein of 71 amino acids. The transcript is spliced from 2 exons. The record is from RefSeq and is a predicted model, not a curated record. Gene Ontology annotation, biological process: mitochondrial electron transport, ubiquinol to cytochrome c. NCBI's taxonomy places the organism in Eukaryota, Evosea, Eumycetozoa, Dictyosteliales, Dictyosteliaceae.
AUGCAAAUGCAAAUUAGUGAAUGUUCAAUUAAAGGCCCAAUUCAAAAGAGCUGCGAAUCAAACUGCACCAAAACUUGGACUGCCUAUGAAAAUUGUUCAGGUCGUGUUGAAAAAUUAGUUGAUGACGAAAAAGCCAACUGUUUAGGUCAAUUUUUAGAACAUAUCCAAUGUAUAGAUAAAUGUGUUGCACCAAAAUUAUUCGCUCAAUUAAAAUAA